Molecule: messenger RNA, 5472 nt
Organism: Plasmopara halstedii
Lineage: Eukaryota; Oomycota; Peronosporomycetes; Peronosporales; Peronosporaceae
Product: voltage-gated ion channel superfamily
Exons: 1
Coding region: 1-5472 (1823 amino acids)
Biological process (GO): calcium ion import across plasma membrane
Cellular component (GO): voltage-gated calcium channel complex; membrane
Molecular function (GO): calcium ion binding; high voltage-gated calcium channel activity; protein binding
Source: RefSeq, a predicted model, not a curated record
AUGACUAGCGACGAAGAGCAUACAACCUCUUUGAAUGACGAUCGACAGCUCAAUGCUUUUCGUGACAGUCUUCGCGAUGGCACAAUUUGCGCUAAAUUACAUGGAAGUCGUGGAGAACCAACAAGUGGAAGAUUAAAACUACUUGAAGAUAAAGUAACUUUCAUAUGGGAACCUAAAGCUGUGCCGCUACAAUACUAUUUGCCACCAUUAGUAGUGCACAAAAUGGUAUUGCCCAGUAUUAGUGGUAAUCUUACCGAGAUCAAAAGUGUACGGACAGGACGUCAGACGACCAACUUUGUACGGACUUUGAAAUAUGUUUCAACGGACGAACUUCCUUCAAACGAUAAUUGUUGUCUCUCGCUAUGUUUGACAAGUAAUACAAUAGAUUUAGAAUUCUCCAAUUCAUCUACGCGCGAUGUUGCCUGUGCAUUUUUUCGACAGCAAGCAAAUCUGGAAGUGGAGAAUCUAGAGAUUUUCUCGGACAUUGAAUUACCCACUGGUCUCUCGACAAAAUGUUUUCAAAUUGUUAGUCAUCCUUCAUUUCAGCUUGCAAUAUUUCUUGCUGUAGUUGGAAGCAUGACAUCUGUUGGAUGGCGAUCCUUUCGCUACAUCACAAAUUUUGAUAGUGGAGAUGUCGAGGAAGUUGCACGAUUUGGUAUGACGUUGUUAGAAUAUUUCGUCUUAGUUUUUCUAACGGUGGAACAAGUGUGUAAAGUGAUUGGAUUCGAAGGUCUUUUACCAUUACUAGGAAACAAAUGGGAUGCCUUUGAUCUCUGUGCUGUUUUGAUUAGUUGGUUAGCAGUUCUUCCCUUUUCUUCGGUUGCUGGCUUUAAUUUAUUGUCUUUUCGAGUUUUUCGAGGUGUACGAAUCUUCAAACGAUGGAAAAGUUUUCAAGAGACGAUGGAAACCUUUCUUGUCUCGUUACCUAUGGCUCUAAACGCUGUACUUUGCUAUUGUUACUACUUGUUUCUCUUUGCAAUCUUGGGUAUGUAUUUGUUUAACGAUUCUCUCUCCCAUCGAUGUGCCAUUCAAGCAGAUUCUGAUCUUUCGAUUGUAUCCUUGUCUCUUGAUGACAUCAAAGCGUAUGUUCCUGAAACUCCAGUACAUUUCUGUAAUGUCGAUGAUAUUAAGUCAGGAUGUAAAUCCAAUAUGGAGUGUGUCCCCAUGUCUCCUCCAGAUCGAGGAUAUACUGGAUUCCAUUCGUUUCAAGCAUCAUUUCUCACUGUCUUUCUUAUCACAUUACGAUCAGGAUUUGGUCCAUCACUUGAUGGAACGCAACAAGCUUCGUCGUAUUUCGCUCUGAUAUAUUUCAUUGCCUUAGUCGUGUUUGUAAGCUACAUGAUUUUAUCUUUGUUCGUUGGAAUCGUACGAGAGAGUUAUAUCUCCGUCUCUAUUGGUCGGACAGCAAAAGCAAUACAACAAGAGCGUGCGAUGGAGGAGUAUCUUGCAAAAGCACGGAUUCAAUUUCCAAAAGGGACGGAAACAUUUCCAGACGUCAUUCAACUUAUGGAGACACACUCUCGAGUCUAUCGCACACGAAUUAUUGAGUGGUUUUUACAAUCUUUUUUAUUUACUCGAUCCGAUGGAGCUUUUCUAAGCUGGUGUCGAUUACGUCAAGAUCGAAUUUUCUUUCUUUUAGAAACUGGAAGUCCGACAAUGGAUAGAAUCUCGGCUAUUGCAGAAUCUACAGUGCUUGAACAUGUGAUGAAUCUUGUUGUCUUUUGUAACUCGAUACUUUUUGCAUUAGAGUACCAUGGUAUGAGUGAAAGUUACGCUUCUCGUCUUUACACGAUUGAAAGUGUUUUAAUGCUCGUGUAUGGAGUGGAAUUUGUUAUUCUUGCUGCUGCAUCAAAUGGUCUCGUGGGAUAUUUACAGAAUCCAUGGAAUCGCUUGGAUUUUGUCUUGCUCGUCACUGCUUGUGUUGAGGUUUUUCUACUCUCUUGUUCUGUAUUACUCUAUACUGAUAGCUAUGCACGUGGUAUCUUUGUCUUGCGGUUAUUUCGCCUUGUCCGACCAUUUCGAGUUGUACGACAGAACAACAAAUUGCUUUUAGUUCUGGAUGCUAUUUUAGCAAGUGUACCAGCAUUUUUAAGUUCCAUUGCCUUUUUGAUUCUAUUGAACAGCGUCUUUGCAGUCGUUGGCAUGAAUCUUUUUGGUGGUAACUUUCCACUUACUAUGCAAUCGCAUUUCAAUACAUUUAGCGAUAGUAUGCUUACAUUGUUUAAAUUUACAAAUGGUGGAAGUAUCUGGCCAAUUUUUCACGCAUCGUUACAAGCAAGUUCGUUUGGAGUGGCUUUGCUUUAUUAUCUAACAUACGUUGUAUUAUGUCGAUUCCUUGCGUUAAAUUUUAUGCUCGUGGUUCUACUUCGAAACUUUGCAAUGAAAGGCGAUGAAAGGAGAAAAACGCUAAGUGGAAUCUUUCAAGAUCGAAUGUUUGCUAUCCAGCGUAUUCAUCUCUUUGACAUGUAUACUUUUGUGGAAGAAUUUGGUAAUUUAUAUCAAGAAGAUAUUAUGAACAUCAGUCUACCAGGAAGUGCCAAACGACGAGCACAGCGAGCUUUAUCAGCGUCUGAAGCUUUAAAAUCGAGACUUUUGAAUGUUUUACCAACGUCUGACUUUUUAAAAUUAAAAGGAUAUUAUGGUCCUACGAAAACUCAACACGAGCGUCGAUAUAUUCCACUUGAUGUGAAUGGAAAGUAUAAAAAUCUGGCAACUGUCACUCCGAUUGAAGACACUUCAAAUUCAAUCGUCGCUACUGAAACUUCAAAUGAAAAUUCUGCUGAUGAAUGGACAGGAUGGACUUCGUCUGGAAGGUUUACAGAUUACGCACGGCAGUUCUUGGAUGGUCAUUGGCUUAUGGCAGACGUUUCAUUAUUUCUCUUUCCACGGCAAUCGUGGAUUCGUUUAAAAGCUCGACGUUUGGAAAAAGAGACGGAAAAGUACAUUUUUGUUGCGAUUGUCAUCCGCACAAUUCUACUAACCGUACAAUCACCGCUGUAUUCAAAUUUGAUUCAAGAACUUACAACAUUAAGUGAUGUCGUUUACGCAUGUAUUCUCUUCUUUGAGUUUCUUUUAAAAGUCAUCGCUCGUGGAUUCAUCUUGACUCCAAAGAGUUAUUUAUCUAACACAUGGAAUCAAAUCAAUAUGAUUGUUCUUUUAGCGUGUUCGUUGUUACUUUUAUUGCCACAUUCGACAAUGAUCUCGUUAUUUCGCCUUGGACGAGCUUUUGGACCAAUUCGUGUCUUUUAUCGCGUCAGAACUUUUCGAGUCAUCACGGAAGCGCUAAAAGAGUCUGCAAGACCCAUUUUUUAUUGUGUUGUGCUUUCUAUUUUCUUGUUCUAUUCGUUUGCAACGUUAGGGAUGCAGAUUUUUGGUGGACGCUUUGCAUAUUGUAGUGAUCCAUCAAUUGAUAGUAUGGACGAGUGUAUUGGAGUCUUUUGGAAUAGUGCAACUGGAGUAUUAACCCCACGAGUUUGGGGGAAUCUUUCAGGAUUACACUUUGAUCAUAUUACAGGAGCAAUGUCUUCUAUCCUUUUUCUUGUCUCCAUGAAAGGAUGGUUACCUGUUGUAAAUAUUGCUAUGGAUUUUGUCGAUGAUACGAAUGGGAACAAAGAACAUCAAGUAUCUGCGAUUGCAUCAACGUAUUUUGCAGGCUUUUUCGUCGCUUUUCUCUUUUUCACACGUUUUUAUCUUUUAAAAGUCUUUGCUGGGAUCCUUAUGAACAAUUUUCGAUGUUAUAAUGGUACUUUACUAUUAACAAAUGUUCAAUUGAUCUGGUUACGAAAGAAACAAGCGAUUGUUGCUAUGCGUCCAAAGUAUCCAUUGCCUACAAGUAGAUUGAUGCAAUUGGCUCAAGUUCACAUGCAGAAACGUUCGUUUCGAGGAUUUAUUAGUUUUGUAGUCCUUCUUCAUACUUCAUUGCUUGCAUGGUAUCGCUCUCCAAUUCAUCAUGCAACAGACACUGAUACUGUCGAGUCAGGCGUAUGGUGGCUUCAUUACUUAUUUUCUCUCAUAUAUGCAUUUGAUGCUGUACUUCGUGUCGCUGCUGUUGGAUGGAAAGAUUUCUUAAUGAAAGGAUUUACAUGGAGAACGUUUAAUAGUUGUACUGCAUUUAUUAUGCUCGUUGGACCAUUAAUUUCAAACUCUCCUGUCUUUUUAAUCUUGGGCAUGACACGAGCAUUUGACUUUAAACAUCUCUCGCUUGUCUUAGAGCGAUCUCGUGCUCUUCGAACAUUAUUUCGAACUUUAUUAGCUAGUGUACAAUUGACGUUGAAAGUAACCUUGUUACUUGGUUACGUUUUAUUUGUUUUUGCAAUUGUGGGGGUACAAGUAUUUUCACUUACACGAUGGGCAAAUGGCUUGAAUUCCAAUUUAAAUUUAACAACAUUUCCAAAUGCGUAUUCAACAUUUGUGAAAUUUGCAGCUGGAGAAGAUUGGUAUGCAACAUAUUUAGCCUCAAGUGUAGCACCUCCACAAUGUGUUUUAUCGCGGUCUUCGAGCGAUUGUGGCUCACCAACGAUCAGUGCACUCUUUUAUAAUAUCUUUUAUAUCUUAGUGGUACUUAUUUUACAAAAUUUGUACGCUUCAACGAUGGUGGACACAUAUGUGUUAAUGUCUGCUAGAGCGGAUGAGAAAGAGGAAAUAUUAGGUUUUCAAGUGGAACAUUUGCAGCAUUUUCAAAAAAUUUGGAGUGAAUUUGACACGGAUGCAUUGGGAUUGCUACAUAAAAAACAUUUAUUUGCACUUUUGAAUAGACUAGAACCACCAUUGGGACUUGGAACGUUUCAAGCUAUGCUUGAAAGUAUGGCGACUGACGAGAUGACACCGGAAAAUUGGACUGCAGUAUCUAAUGCUGUUCAUUCAAGAAGACGCGAAAUGUAUCAUGAUAUUGAAGCACGAAUUGCUGAACUCACGUAUCGAGUUCGUCUUGGACUUGGAAGUUUUGAUGGUCUUAAUGGUAAUGUGAAUACGAACAUCAACUUUGACUUGAUCUGUCCUCCCAAUAUGUUUCGCUUUACGGAUCUCUUACUUGUAUUAACAAUGCGAGUGCUACCACUUGAAAGCUUGACAGUUCAAGAAAAAGUUGAUGAGCUUGCUAUGCGUGGAUACGCCUUCCGUCACCGCAAAGCUAUUAUGAUUCAGUCAAGUUACAAAAUGUUUCGAACACGUCGUCGAAUAGGUAGUCGGAUAAGAACGGCUAGACGGGCAAGUGAAGCAAGUAGAAUGCAGAUUCAAAUGAAGUUAGAGGAGAAAAAGAUAAAACAGGAAGUACGAUCUGAAGAACAUGUGGAAUCUAUAGAAUGCGAGCAACCUCGAGUCAAAACAACGUUAGCAUCUCGAUUAGGAUUGAUAUUACCAAGUCUCUCACUACAAAGUAUAGCUUUGGAACAUGUACGAGCUCCUGCAUCGGUCACUCCGAUUCUCUCAGAGCAUUUAAGGCAGCAAUCUGAUGGCAAGAAUUGCUCAAUAUAA